Drosophila elegans is the source of this 4814-nucleotide messenger RNA. RefSeq names its product xin actin-binding repeat-containing protein 2 (gene ADD1). The transcript is spliced from 4 exons. NCBI's taxonomy places the organism in Eukaryota, Metazoa, Arthropoda, Insecta, Diptera, Drosophilidae. Bases 329 to 4210 code for a protein of 1293 amino acids. The record is from RefSeq and is a predicted model, not a curated record.
CGGCUCAGAAACGAAGAGGCAGCCAUAUUGAAUUUGCGGCCGAAUGGCUGGUGGUCAUUCUCGUGUGAAAAUUCUUUUCACUCACAUUUUGGCUGGUAGAAUCAAACAUUUUUCCGAAUAUAAGUCAACAUAUAACAAAAAUUUGCCGGUUGUGCCGCUAGCUAAUAAAAAUAUAAACACGCGCCAGUUGCACAUCGUUUGUUGUUGUUGUUGGCAAACAAUAUAAUUAGAGCGCCGCUUCUUUUUUUUUUUUGCGGCGGCAACUAUUGUGUAUUUGUUGGGCAUUUAGUGCGAAUCUUGGUGAUUCCAAGUCCCAGGAGCAGCAAUCAUGAGCAGCAGUACUCCGGGCAGCGAUGGUGCCCUGGCGACGCCUUCGCCAUCACCGCUGGCCAAAAUGGAUGUGGAUUUUACGGGUUCCAAAUACGAAAUGCACGCCACGCUUUCGGAAGAGGAGCGCCGGUUCUAUCUGAAGAUGUACCCCAAUGUGGAUCUGGUCAACCAGCGGAAGGUGCACUGCACCGUGUGCAAACUGCACCUGGGCACGGCACCCGGCUUCGAGAACAGCAUCAAGAUGCAUCCCAUCCUGCGGGUGACGCACUGCGUCAAGUGCCACGACUUCUACAACAGCGGCGAGUUCUCCAAGGGCGAGGACGGCUCGGAGCUCUACUGCCGGUGGUGCGGCCAGGGCGGCGAGGUCUACUGCUGCUCCACCUGCCCCUACGUCUUCUGCAAGUCCUGCAUCGUGAAGAACCUCUCCAAGGGCGUCAUCGUGGACAUCGAGCAGAACGAGCACUGGAACUGCUUCAGCUGCACCUCCAAGAUCCUCUGGCCACUGCGUGCCCAGCACUGGGCGCUGGUCAACUACCUCCAGACGCAAAAGAGAGCCCUCCAGAGUUUGCAGCUGCCCGAGUCAGAGAUGCGUCGCCACUUGCUCAAGGACAGCAGCAACUGCUGCCGCCUGGCCAAGUCCAAGGCCAGCAGCCUGUCCGACUCCAUGGAGAGCCUGGAGUCGAAUGUGUCCAGGCGCAGCCAAGGCAGCGCUGCCGGCUCCACCAAACGAGCAUCCCUGCAGAAGGCCGUUCCCUCGGCUCCGCCAGCCAAACGGCCAAAAUCCUCGAAUGACGAAGUGGUCUGCACACCGGAUCUACUGAGCAUGCUGGAGCCGGACUGCCAGCUCUCUGUAACCCCCAAGCCGGCUAGUCGUCAGUCGGUGCCAGCGGCCAGUGUCACAACUACAACUCCCAGGAUUGUGACCGUCCAGCAGAACUACCAACCCGCUCCAAGUUCCAGCAGCAGCAGCAACAGCAGCACCAGCACCAGCAAUGGAGGUGGCCCCACCACGAUGGUUACGCCGCGGAGCAGCCUGCCGCCACCGCUGGUGCUGAGUGGAUCGGGGAUUCGUUACCGCCAAAAUGCCCCGGGCACAUCCUCGAAUGUGGUGCGGCGCACCGUGGUGCCCAACUCGGUGAAGACGCCCGGGCCGGUCUUCCACACGAUCAGCGGUUUCCGGGUGGACUUGAACAGUGCUGCACAGCAGGAUUCCUACCGCCUGCCCAACGGGCGAUUGAUUCAGGUGAAGCGCCAGUUGCCGCAAGCCAACCAACCGUCGCCACCGCCUCCUCCGCCGCCCAUGGCCCUUCCGCCCCAAGCCGCCGGUGUGGUCAUCCGGCCCAGGCCGCCGCUUACCGCCAACAGGCCAGCGCUGCACAUCAGCACCUAUGGCAGCAACAUGGGCAUCUACAACCCGCAGACCAACCAGCAGCAGCGGGCUCCACAUGUGCGUGUGGCGAACGCCAGUCAAGUGCCGCCCCCAACACUUCAAGGCCCAGCGCCAAGUGCCAAUGGAGGUCAGACCCUCAUGAUUACCCCAGUACCGCCGCCACCGCCGAAGGUUCCGACGCUGGUGCGGCACAACUUCCCCAACACACCGAUGGGCAUGGCGCGUGCCCAGCUGCAGGAGCAGAUCUUCAGCGCCAUGGACAUCUGCACCCAUCUCACCGGCAAAGUGGUCUCGCUCACCCACUCCAACGCCUACAACCAGGUGCGCAACUACAUGGAGCUCAAGGAGCUGUACAUCCACAUGUCCUACCUGAUGACCUACGCCAUCGGGCGGUUUAAGAACCUGCAGGAGAAGUGUCUGGUGGACAUGCGGGAGAAGGGUUUCAAGAACGACGCCAACAGUCUGGAGAAUGGCCAGUUGGCUGCCGAAAAACAAGCCAGCGAUGACGAGGAUAAUGAAAUUGAGAUUGUGGAGCCAAAAACGGACACCAUUACCAUCGAUUCGGACAACGAGGACGAUACGCCGUCGACCUCAACGCAACAACCUCAGCAGGAGGCUAUCAUGAAGAUAACCUCCGUGACAUCGGCGGCACCGAAAAGGGAGCUUCUGCAAAAGGAGAACCAGGUGGACAUCGAUGUGGCCGCCUUCAGCUCCACGAUAUUGGCCAGUCUGCUAGAAGUGGAGAUCAACGAUGGCUCCAACGAGCCCAAGUCCGUUUCGCCGGGCCAAAAGAAGCAGCCGCGGAAGAAGACAACCAAUAAACCAAAUCCGGCACUUUUGCAGCUGGAACGCCAGCGCAUGGAGGAGUUCAAGAAGUGCGAUGCCAAGCUAAAAAUGAAGGCUGUGGUCAAGUUGAGGCGGGCCGAGGACCAGUUCGAGGUGGCGCGAAAAUGGGUGGAGGACUGCAGGAAACGGGAGCAGAAGUUGGCCGCCGAGAAGAAGGGUUCGAGUGUGGAAAAGGAUGGGCAAAGCAAGGAGCCAGAUUCAGCUAAGGAACAAAACGAUGAAAAACUCAAAAACAAGGAAAAAAUUGGAGAAAUACUAAAGGCGGCAAUAAAAGCAAAAAUAGGAGAGAAAGAUAAGAAAGUUGCCGAAGAAAUAGAAGCUCAAGAAGAAAAUGUUAAAGAGAAAGAGAAUAAGUUAGCGAAAGAAAAAAUAGAUAAGGAAAAAUUAGCAAAAGAAAAAAAAGGGAAUCAAAAAUAUGCCUCCAAAGAAAUAGAAAAGAAAAAAAUAUCUGAAGACGAAAAGAUAAAGGCAAAAAUUGCCGACAAAGCAAAGGAAUUAACAAAGGAAAACAUUGUAAAGGAAGUAAAGCAGAACGAGUCAAAAAGGGUAUCAAAAAAAGAUGGGGAAUCGGAAAAGAAAAAGGUUGAAGAUUACAAAAUAGAAAUGGAAGUGGAUUCCGAAAAUGUAGAUGAAACCGAAAUGGAAGUCGAAUCCGCAAUAGUUUCAAACAAAGAAUUGGUUAAUCAGAAUGAAAAGAAAAAUGAACCAAAAACCAUUUCAAAUAAAGAUAAAAUUAAUCAGAAAACUAUUUCAGAUAAAAAAGAUACAAAACCAAGUGAAGAAAUAGCUACAAUUGGAAAGGAUAAAAAGAAGAGUCUUAAAGUAAAAGUUUCUGAGACAGAAACAAGUAAAGUAGAAAAGAAUUUAGAGAAAGAACACAAAACAGAAAUAUCCGGUAAAAAAGAUUCAAAACCAAGUGAAAAAACAGGUACAAUCGAUAAGGAUAAAAAGAAGAUUCUCAAAGAAAAGCUUUCUGAGACGGAAACAAGUAAAUUAGAAAAGAAUUUAGAGAAAGAAAGGGAAACAGAAGAACCCACAGAAAAUAUAGAGAUGACAGAAGAAGCGAAAAAGAAUACCCCUAAAGAUGUAGAAACAGAUUUUAUUGAAGACACCCAAUCAGAGGUGGAAGAUAUUCUAGGGGAAGAAAAAACUCUGGAUGGUGAACUUGUAGACCCAGCCACAUCGAACUUGGACGAAGUCAUGGACACUUGCAACGAAAGCGAAGAGCCUUCUGCGGCGGAACUCAUUGAAAGCAUGGACGUCACUGAACUUGACGAAACGCCCAAAGAACUGCUAGAUUGCGCCAUAGCCGAAGUCAUUGCCAUGGAUGGUAUUGAACUAAGUGCAGCCACCGAGGAGCUGAUGAAGGCUUUGGCCUCCGAUAACGCAACUGAAGAUGAGACUGAUUUGGAUGCCAACGAUCUAAUUGAAAAUCUGCCCCUCGAAACCACGGAGCCACCAGAGAUUCUCUUGAAAGACGAUGAAAGCAAGACAUCCGGUAGAUCUGAGCCGCCGACAAAGACUGAUGAAAGUGCCACACCUUUGGCUGGCUCAGCUGAAAAUGGUGAUCCCGCAAUCGAAGCCAGUGAGUGCCCCGUCGAAUCCGCUCAAGAUGAGCCCGCUACGGCGCAGAUUGUUGGCUAGUUUAUGGUGAUCUUUUGAGGUCCCGCCGACGAGCAAACAUAGCACUGGACCUCAAAACCCUCCAUUUAAGAUUUGUACUAGAAAAGAGCAAAACACACAAAGAGUUUCAUGUAAAUACUUAACAGUUGCUUAUGAUUUGAACUCUCUAAAAAGGGAUUCAUAUUUCUGUAUAUCUUCUUCUGUUUUAGGAAUGUCUUAUUUUGGAUAUACACUUGUACAAACUAAUUUCAAGCAAUUUCCUUAAGGAAUCAAUAUUCUUUUGAAUGUCAAACAAGCGCAAAGCUCAGCAGCCUCAGAUAAGAUUAAUUUGUACACAAGGUUACAAAAAUAAAAAUCUGAAAAAAACUAUUUGUAGCAAUUAUGAACAUUUGUAAACCUUCCCAUAGAAUUUAGGAUUAGGUAUUGCAUUUCAUAAUGCAUUGUUAUGUUUCCGGACCGCUUCAAAAGCCUCUUAACCCACUCAAUUCAUCCAGAAAUUCGAGGGGAAAUGAAUAUACUAUGUAAGCUUCUCUCGAUGUUCACUCAUAAUUGUGUAACCAGAAAUACAUGAAGUACGCCAGUCGAUUUUAAAUAAACUAGCACUUAAGUUAUUAAUUGAUAUUAA